AUGACAUACAACACCAGGGAUUCGCUGGUCGUCACCGACCCAACUACUAGUCUGGCCCUCACUGGCUUAUCUAUGGGAGAGCGGACGGGAUCCCGAGUUUUCCAGUGGGUAUGGUCGUAUGUGAUUGUUUCGCCCAUGUUGAGCACUUACAUUUGCUGGCGUAGCAUGCUUUCUCUUGCUUGUCUCCUUUUCCCUCACGUCUGUCACGGUGAACCGAUCUAA
This is a messenger RNA of Neurospora hispaniola, 222 nucleotides long. RefSeq lists its product as uncharacterized. The record is from RefSeq and is a predicted model, not a curated record. The coding region runs from base 1 to 222 and encodes 73 amino acids. Lineage: Eukaryota; Fungi; Ascomycota; Sordariomycetes; Sordariales; Sordariaceae. The transcript has 2 exons.